GCUGCUGCUGGUGAGAGGAGCGUAAGCACACAAAGCUUUCUCCGGAGAUUCCAGCGGCUUUAAAGCUGUGCAAAGCGCAGUAAACACCGACCUCAUCUCUCAGCUGUCACAAUUGCCUUAUCUGUAGCAUGCCUGUGUUCUCCUCUAAUGAAAGCAGAGCUGCCCGACCUAACAAGGAGUGACUUGAAAGUGCGCAGAGAGACAACUCCAAGUGAAUAUGUGCAAAUGGGUCUCGUCGCAAUGGGAUUCAAGUUGAAGUCACCCUGAUUCACCCCGUUGUGAAGGUAACCGGGAACUUGAAAAGGCGUUUUCUGACCGCCGGGAUGUUGUGAACGACACGCCGCCUGGGACAGAAGGAAGAGGGGAACCAGGGCUGGACGAGCACCGGAGGGAUUAUGGCUUUCGCAACGUUUUCUCUCAGCCUCUUCACGCUGGUGCUUACUAACUUGCACCUGUCGAGAGCCAACGACCGGCAUGCGGUGUACUGGAACAGCUCAAACCUCCUGCUGCGAAAGGAGGGAUUCACGGUGCAGGUGAGCGUCAACGACUACCUGGACAUCUACUGCCCGCACUACAACACCAGCCAGCGCGGCACGUUGGAGCGCAGCAUGGCAGAGCAGUACAUCCUCUACAUGGUCAAUUACCGUGGCUACCGCACCUGCGACCCCCAGCUGGGCUUCAAGCGCUGGGAGUGCAACCGGCCUCACGCGCCCCACGCUCCCAUCAAGUUCUCCGAGAAGUUCCAGCGCUACAGCGCCUUCUCGCUGGGCUACGAGUUCAAUGUGGGCCAGGAGUACUACUACAUCUCCACGCCCACCCACCACCACGGCCACAGCUGCCUGAGAAUGAGGGUCUACGUCUGCUGCUCCACCGUUUCCCAGGCAGAUGAUGACUCCAGUCAGACCUCUCCCGACUACACAGUCAGGCCAAACAUCAAAAUACACAACAUUGAUGAAUUUAACCCUGAAGUUCCCAAACUGGAGAAAAGCGUCAGUGGCAGCAGCCCAUCACGUGACCGCCUUAUUCUCACCGUGGCGAUGCUGCUCCUGUCUGCCGUCCUGUUGUCCUAGCGACGUGUCACCGUGAGUGACACUUGAUGCAUAGCUGGGACCGCCUUGUCCGAAGGGCUUUGUAUCCACCCAGUUGUGAACGUUGGCAGAAACACAGAGGAGGACAAAGUAGAGGAGCAACAGAACCACAAACAAAAGGACGAAGGAAAAAUUCUUGAGUAAACUUCACUAGACUUU
This is a messenger RNA of Gymnodraco acuticeps, 1247 nucleotides long. RefSeq names its product ephrin-A3a (gene efna3a). The record is from RefSeq and is a predicted model, not a curated record. The coding region runs from base 396 to 1070 and encodes 224 amino acids. Lineage: Eukaryota; Metazoa; Chordata; Actinopteri; Perciformes; Bathydraconidae. The transcript has 5 exons. Gene Ontology annotation, biological process: axon guidance; ephrin receptor signaling pathway. Gene Ontology annotation, molecular function: ephrin receptor binding. Gene Ontology annotation, cellular component: plasma membrane.